UGAGUUUCGGUUUGGAUGGUGUUUGUUAUGGUCUCGGGUUUGGGUUCAGAGUCUGGACAGUUUGAGUUUCUUUCAGCUGUAAACGUUCAUUCAUAGGCUCUGACGAUUUCCUGGAUAGUUAAGGGAUUCACCCUGAUGAGUACUUAUGGAGAAGGUCCGAAAGAUUCUGGUUCAUCUGUCGAAGGAAAACGCCGCUCCGCAGUGCGCAAGAUUCGUGCAGAGCAUAACUGGACACUUUGUCGGGAGUGUUGAGGAUCAGGCAACUGUGAGCUGUUCUUUGGAGAAUAACAGAUUUAUUGUGUGUGACCGGCUGUGUGAUGGAGGAGUUCCUCUGAAGAGGGCGUCAUUUUGCCCCAUCAAAUACCUGUCUCACUCAGAGGCAGACUCUCUGCCCCAAGACACCCUCAGCCGUGGGGUAGACGUGGGCGUGGCUGUGCUGCUGCAGUCGGCCAAUCAGAGGCUGUUGCUAACGCGUCGCGCCUCCAGCCUCCGGAUCUUCCCCAAUGUUUGGGUUCCGCCCGGUGGCCAUGUGGAGCUGGAUGAAAAGCUGUUGGAUGCAGGACUCAGGGAGCUGAAGGAGGAGACCGGUCUGAUACUGAGCCCUGACGAGAUCUCCUCUCAGCUGCUCGGCCUGUGGGAGUCUGUGUAUCCACCCAUGUUGUCCAUAGGACUGCCUAAGAGACAUCAUGUCGUGACAUACAUGCUUCUGAAGAGCUCUCUAUCACAUCUGCAGCUACAGGCUUGUUUGCGCCCUGAUCCUGCUGAAGUCAGUGCGUGUGUGUGGGUUGAUGCAAGUCUGGUAAAAGUUGUGGUAUCUGCUGUAGACGGUGAGAAUGAUUCUGUCCAAAUACCAUCUGACCUGCCACAGACCAUCAGUGUGACGGAGGUGUCUCCACAAGGUGAGCUGAGCGAGGUCUCGCUGCCUGUUUCUGUCCUUUGUAACCGAGCCCCGGAUCACGGCGAGGACAUUGAACGUGUCAGCACUGGAACCAAAUUUGCCUUAGAACUAUGGUUGAAAAUGCUGGAGCCUCACGCUGAGAUGGGCUGACGACUCCUCUCUUCCUGCUUCUGUUUAUGUACGUUACCAUUUAACCAGUGCCUUGAGGAAAACACCGCCACCUGUUGGAC
Labeo rohita (rohu) is the source of this 1128-nucleotide messenger RNA. RefSeq names its product nudix (nucleoside diphosphate linked moiety X)-type motif 17 (gene nudt17). Gene Ontology annotation, cellular component: cytosol. Lineage: Eukaryota; Metazoa; Chordata; Actinopteri; Cypriniformes; Cyprinidae. Gene Ontology annotation, biological process: NAD+ catabolic process; NADP+ catabolic process. Gene Ontology annotation, molecular function: NADH pyrophosphatase activity. Bases 146 to 1048 code for a protein of 300 amino acids. The record is from RefSeq and is a predicted model, not a curated record. The transcript is spliced from 9 exons.